AUCCCCCUUCCCCAACUCGUUUCCUCUUCCCAAGUCCUCUUCCUCGCACUCUCGAUCACGUCAAGGGAUCCGACUCUCUGUUUCGCCAGCAGAGCAGGUGCGGGUGCAGGACCGAGACUAGACCUGGAAGAUUCAUCAUGUUGUGAGAUGGACGUAGUCCACGGAAAGAACGACGCUCCCAUGCACUCCCUCAGGCAAGAUCUCUUCUUCCAUGGCAGAGACGUCCCUUCCUCCUGGAGCCCUCAUCCACCCAAGACUGUGCAGGCUGUCAUCACGGUCAAAGGCAGCCUCAAGCUCAAGAACGCCAAGGAGGGGCAGAGGAGAGCGGUGCUCGUUGAAGGAGGGGGAGGACUGCUGCUGGGAAACAUCGUGGAGGCCGCGAGGAAGGCGAGGGUAGCAGGGCGGAGCUUUGAGGCGAGCGGAUGGCUUGCGGAUCAUGUGGAGGAGGUACUACCGGCUGAUUGAAAUAUGUGGUGAUGCCUGCAUGUUUGAGCUAGGGAGACGUAGACAAAAGUUCAAGUACAAAGUUGAUGCCGAUUUAUCAUAAAAGAUCGACUAUUGUG
Guillardia theta CCMP2712 is the source of this 563-nucleotide messenger RNA. RefSeq lists its product as hypothetical. The transcript has a single exon. The coding region runs from base 148 to 465 and encodes 105 amino acids. Lineage: Eukaryota; Cryptophyceae; Pyrenomonadales; Geminigeraceae. The record is from RefSeq and is a predicted model, not a curated record.